AUGACUAAGUUUCAUUUGAAACUACACGCGAAAGCGGUGGAAUCGAGGAAAAUAAGCCAAAUUCAACGAGAUUUUGAAAAGAAAUCUAAAAAGAAACUUGAUAUUUCUGUUGAAUAUUGUUAUCAUCUGGUUACAGAAGAGCCUGAAUUCAUUGAAUCCAAUUGGCAAAAAUUGGAAACUCUACUCUCUCAUUCUCCUUUCGAAAAAAGCGUUUGGAAUGAGUCAAAACUUGAUUCAAAACAUGGAAAAGUGAUUGAAAUCGGACCAAGAACAGCUGUCAAAACUGCUGCGUGCACCAACAUUUUGAACGUUUUCGAUAGUGCUGGAAUUCAAAAUAUUGAAAGAGUCGAGAGAGGAAUACGGUAUUUAGUACCGGAAAACGUUGAUGAAAAUACAUUUUUCGAAAUCGCAGCAGAUAAAAUGACUGAAGUCGUUUACCCAUCUGAUGUGAAGUUGGACGAUGAAAGUUAUUCAAUUGAAAAAGUGUUUUUAAUUGAUGUGUUGGCGUCGAAGCAGAAUUUGAUUGAAGCCAACAAACAACUUGGACUCGCUUUGGAUCAAUCAGAUCUCGAUUUUUAUUAUGAUUUUUUUGUAAACAAAGUGAAAAAAAAUCCAACCGAUGUGGAACUAUUCGACCUCGCUCAGUCUGAUUCGGAACACUCUCGUCAUUGGUUUUUCCGGGGUGAAAUAUGGAUUGAUGAGAAAAAAAGAGAAAAAUCACUUAUGACAUCUAUUCUGGACACUUUGAAACACUCGAAUGAUAACAGCUUGAUUGCGUUUUGUGAUAACUCGAGUUCAAUUCGUGGAUUUGAAAAAGUUUGGCGUCUCCGUCCAUCUGAUCCCUCGAUUGCCUCUCCAAUGGUUUCAAUUUCUUCUCCUUCUCAUUUGAUCUAUUCGGCUGAAACUCAUAAUUUUCCAACUGCCGUUUGUCCUUUUCAAGGUGCAACAACUGGAACUGGAGGAAGAAUUCGAGAUAUUCAUGCAACUGGAAAAGGGGCUUAUGAGAUUGCAGGUACCGUAGGAUAUUCUUUUGGAAAUUUGAAUAUUCCUGGUCUUGAACUUCCAUGGGAAGAUGAAUCAUUCGAGUAUCCAGCAUCAAUUAGUGAACCAGCAAAGAUUGCCGUAGAAGCAUCAAAUGGAGCAUCUGAUUAUGGUAAUAAGUUUGGUGAACCAGUUAUUUGUGGAUUCGCUCGAUCUUUCGGACAACGUCUUGGAAAUGGAGAAAGAUGUGAAUAUCUGAAACCAAUUAUGUUUUCUGGAGGAAUUGGAGCUAUUGAUGAAGAUGAAGUGAGAAAAGAACCAUGCUCUCCUUAUCAAAAAGUUGUUAAAAUCGGUGGACCGGUAUAUCGAAUUGGAGUUGGUGGUGGAGCAGCAAGUUCAGUUUCAGUGCAGGGAAAUCGCGAAAAUCAGUUAGAUUUUGCUGCCGUUCAACGUGGGGAUGCAGAGAUGGGCGGGAAAUUACAUAGAGUUGUGAGAUCAUGUGCCGAGAGAAACGAAGGAAAUCCAUUGAUGGCAAUUCAUGAUCAAGGAGCUGGUGGAAAUGGAAAUGUAAUCAAAGAAUUGGUCGAAGGAUGUGGAGUAACAGUAGACAGUAAUUCAUUCCAACUUGGGGACGAAAGCAUUUCUUUGAGAGAAUUAUGGACUGCUGAGUAUCAGGAAAACGAUGCGGCUCUUGUGGAUCCAUCUCUUUUGGAAGCUCUUCAAACUAUAGCUAAACGAGAAAAAUGUCACAUUUCAGUGGUUGGAGAUGUUGUAGCAGAACAAAGAGUCAAGUUAAUUGGAAAGUCCGGAGAAAUAGCAGUUGAUUUGGAUACUCGGCAACUUGGAGAAAGAGAAAAGAAGAUUUUCAAUCUGAAACAUGUUCCACGUGUUCUUCAAAAACUCAAAUUGUCUGAGAAUUUAACAGUUAGAGAAGCACUUGGAAGAGUCUUGAAACUUCCAACAGUAGCCAGCAAAAGGUAUCUAACCUGUAAAGUUGAUCGAUCUGUGACCGGAUUGGUAGCUCAGCAGCAAUGUGUUGGACCUCUUCAUACUCCACUUGCAGACGUGGCAGUUGCCGCUCUGUCUCAUUUUGAUACGGUCGGUUUACUGAAAAACUUCGAACCGUUGUGUCCCGUCGAAAAUAAUAGAACAAAUUAUGAAAGAUCAUGCCAUUUCAUUCGUACACGGGGAAGAAGUGAGCUUUGUGAGAAAUAG
This is a messenger RNA of Caenorhabditis remanei, 2196 nucleotides long. RefSeq lists its product as uncharacterized. The transcript is spliced from 12 exons. Bases 1 to 2196 code for a protein of 731 amino acids. Lineage: Eukaryota; Metazoa; Nematoda; Chromadorea; Rhabditida; Rhabditidae. The record is from RefSeq and is a predicted model, not a curated record.